Messenger RNA from Myotis brandtii (Brandt's bat), 915 nucleotides. RefSeq names its product pancreatic and duodenal homeobox 1 (gene PDX1). The transcript has 6 exons. The coding region runs from base 1 to 915 and encodes 304 amino acids. NCBI's taxonomy places the organism in Eukaryota, Metazoa, Chordata, Mammalia, Chiroptera, Vespertilionidae. Gene Ontology annotation, cellular component: nucleus. Gene Ontology annotation, molecular function: DNA-binding transcription factor activity, RNA polymerase II-specific; RNA polymerase II cis-regulatory region sequence-specific DNA binding. The record is from RefSeq and is a predicted model, not a curated record. Gene Ontology annotation, biological process: type B pancreatic cell differentiation; regulation of transcription by RNA polymerase II.
AUGAACGGCGAAGAGCAAUACUACGCGGCCACGCACCUUUACAAGGACACAUGCGCGUUCCAGAGGGGCCCGGUGCCCCCCCUCGCGGAGGACCCCACGGUGGCACACCUCCACCACCAUCUCCCUGCUCAGCUCGCGCUCCCCCACCCGCCCUCCGGGCCUUUCCCGGAUACAGCCGUGCCUGGCGCCCUGGAGGAGCCCAGCCGCGUCCAGCUGCCUUUCCCAUGGAUGAAGUCUACCAAGGCUCACGCGUGGAAAGGCCAGUGGGCAGGCAGUGCCUACUCCGCAGAACCCGAGGAGAACAAGCGGACGCGCACGGCCUACACUCGCGCGCAGCUGCUGGAGCUGGAGAAGGAGUUCCUGUUCAACAAGUACAUCUCCCGGCCACGCAGGGUAGAGCUGGCCGUCAUGCUGAACUUGACCGAGAGACACAUCAAGAUCUGGUUCCAAAAUCGCCGCAUGAAGUGGAAAAAAGAGGAGGACAAGAAGCGCGGCUGCGGGACAGCCGCCGGGAGUGGCGGGGACACGGAGCCGGAGCAGGACUGGGAGGAAGGCCGGUUGCCCCCAGGCCUUAGUGCGUCGCCGCAGCCCUCCAGUGUCGCACCCCUGCGGCCGCAGGAACAUCGUUAUAACCCCUGCUCUCAACUGCGCACUUCGUCCGAAAUAACCUCCUUUGAUUUCCCGCAUGACCUUCCCCAGACCAGAAGUUUCUACAGCAGAUUACUUCUUCUCUGGACAGAGACACAAACAGAUUUUGGUAAAACACAAACCAACAUUCAUGCUGCCAAUUUGUCUUCAGAUCCAGUGGAGGAGAAAGAGAAGGGUCUCUGGCCAAAUAAGGACAUGAACAUGGAAAUCAGACAGAGUGCUACACAACCCGUGGUCUGCUUUGUCUAUCAGAAAGCUCAAGACUAA